UCGGCUAGAGUGCCAAUGGAUGGUUCCCCACAUUUCCCUGAAGAGUGAAAAUAAGUUUGUUUCAGGGUUAAACUCAAGAAAAGACUUUGGUGAUCAAAAUAUUGCUGGCCAACAUGUGACUGAAAAGAUAAAAUUAGAAGAUGAUGAGCAUUAUAAACCUUCUAGUUCCAACCGAGGAACUCAACAGACUAAAGAUUUAUUGUUCUUGAAGGAUCUGAAUGGGACUGAUGGAUCACAACAUAGUGAUCUAAAACUGCCUAUUACUUUACACCCACUUCCACCUGGAAUCAAACUUCAACUUCAAGGAUCAUCUUCCACAUGUGAUGUGGUCAAAUUUGCCAAAUUAUCUGGACCACUAGCAUCAAACAAUCUGGGCGACAUCAGGCUACAGACGCAAGUGGAUCCAUCCUUGAAAAUCAAUACUAUAAAUGUUCCCCUUACUGUUCCUCCUACAGAAGCAGAAAUCAAUGAUAUGCCACCCUCCAAAGACAGAAGUGGGCAUAUAAAACGGCCAAUGAAUGCAUUUAUGGUUUGGGCUCGAAUUCACAGACCUUCGUUAGCCAAGGCAAACCCCAAUGCAAAUAAUGCUGAAAUUAGUGUCCAACUCGGCCUGGAGUGGAACAAACUGACUGAAGAACAGAAGAAACCCUAUUAUGAUGAAGCACAAAAGAUAAAAGAAAAACACAGGGAAGAAUUUCCUGGAUGGGUGUACCAGCCACGACCAGGGAAAAAAAAACGAUUUGCAUUGGGUGUUCCUUCAAACGUUUUUCCUGGCAGUGGUCAAAAUAUUGUUUCGACAACUCCAGCAACCAUUUACCCCUAUCGGCCUGCCACCUACUCAGUAGUUAUUCCGAAUUUACAAACAAAUGUCAACCGUCCAUCAGUUAUUGAUAUUUUUGCAUCAGGCUGUUGUUAUUACAUACCUACGGAGCAGGAUGAACCUGAUCCCAGCCCUCCUAGCACAAAGGUCCUAGCACAUGGCCACUGUGCCACAAAAGCAUCUCCUAGAGGAAAUAAGCAGUGUCCACCAAUACUCUCGAUGCCUUUCAAGAGAGCAGGUCAAAGCCAACCUCUACGCAUGCCAGUUGCUCAAGGUCCUCGUCCAAAUUCAAUUAUACUUUAUCCACAAACAAACCCUGUCCAGGUUGGUCUUCCUACGCAGAGUAUAUCUAACCACCCCACUGUGCAACCCACUUGUCCUCCAGGACACGGUAGAAGUGAGGUCCAUCAUGAGGUUCCUGGUCCAAGUGCGGUGUCAAAUUGUUCAGAGCAAAGGAUACCUACGAUGUCAGUGGAUAUUGGCAAAAGAAAUUCGACAAAUGAAAUUAAUAACACCCACAAUAGAGUUACUAUACCUGAAGUACCACCACAAAAGGAGAUACCUACUGUUGCCAACUGCCCUAGAAAUCCACCACCAAUGCCUUCAGCAACUCUUCCACAUCCACAUGCUUACCAACAUCCACCAAUGGGGCAUGCUGCUAAUCUCUUCGGAGCUGCUGCCCGAUUUCCUUUUCAUCAUCCUUAUUUCUUGCCUGGACCACCGUAUUUCCCCUCAAGUACCUGCCCUUACAGUAGGCCACCCUAUGGCUACGGUGAUUUCGCAAACAGUAUGUCUGAAUGCCUGGGCUAUUAUGAGGACCGCUACCAGAAGCAUGAAGCUAUGUUCUCUGCACUCAAUCGAGAUUACCCUUUUAGAGAGUAUCCAGAUGACUGUCAACGCAACACUGACUCCAGGAGCAAUAGCAGCAUUGAGGAAGGACCUCACUCCAACAGCCUGGGAGGAGAAGAGUACCUGAACUCUGUGCCACAGUUAGAUGUUGGUGCGCUGGAAAAUGUCUUCACUACCCCAAUGUCUGCUCCAUCACAGCCACAAAGAGUGGAGAUGGUCCAUAGUGAUGAUGAACAAGAAGGCAAAGUAUUAAAAAGUCUGUAG
This is a messenger RNA of Chiloscyllium plagiosum (whitespotted bambooshark), 1933 nucleotides long. The record is from RefSeq and is a predicted model, not a curated record. Lineage: Eukaryota; Metazoa; Chordata; Chondrichthyes; Orectolobiformes; Hemiscylliidae.